GGCGUCAUUUACUUGGGAGGGAGAGUGUGAGUAUGAAGGUACUGGUGACCGGUGCAUCCGGUUAUUUAGGAGGGAGGCUUUGUCAUGCCUUGCUCAGACGGCACGUUGUCCGGGCGUUUGUCCGGCGAUCUAGCGACCUCUCCUGCCUUCCUCCGGUUGGUGGCGGAGACGAUGGAGCUCUGGAGCUUGCUUAUGGAGAUGUGACCGAGUACCGAGCCGUCUUGGCCGCCUGCGACGGUUGUCAAGUCGUCUUCCAUGUCGCCGCCCUAGUCGAGCCUUGGCUUCCCGAUCCUUCCAGAUUUUUAUCAGUUAAUGUUGGAGGUUUAAAGAAUGUGCUGCAAGCGGUUAAAGAGACGAAGACAGUAGAGAAGCUAAUAUAUACCUCGUCAUUCUUUGCUCUUGGAUCAACCGACGGAUAUGUGUGCUGGAUGCUCACUGUGCAAGUUCUGAGAUAUCAGUGGGCGUAUUCUUGUGAGAAGGCUAAAGUGGAGCUGGGUUAUAACCCUAGAAGCUUAAAAGAAGGUCUGGCGGAGGUACUUGCCUGGUUGAAGACCUUGGGCUCUAUAGAUUAUUGAAUGGAGGAGAGCAACUUGCUGAUGGUUGUGUUGUUUCUGAUGUCAAUAUGGUGUCCAGAAAUAUAUGAGGUCUGCUGAUGGUGAUAUCAAUUGGAAAGUUCAGCAUGUCUGAGGCUAUGCUUUGUUUUCUUUCCAUGAAAUAAAUGUAUUUGCUUCCGCUAUGGCAGAAGAAUAAUCAACUACAAUUUUUCUUUUUAAAUUUUUAAUCUAGGUGCCUUCACAAAAUAUUCACCAAAUUAGUGGCUUUCCGUUUUCCA
This is a messenger RNA of Vitis riparia (riverbank grape), 832 nucleotides long. Its product is annotated as cinnamoyl-CoA reductase 1. NCBI's taxonomy places the organism in Eukaryota, Viridiplantae, Streptophyta, Magnoliopsida, Vitales, Vitaceae. Gene Ontology annotation, molecular function: oxidoreductase activity, acting on the CH-OH group of donors, NAD or NADP as acceptor. The record is from RefSeq and is a predicted model, not a curated record.